AGUAUCUUGCAGGUGCUGCGGAUCCAACGAGUGCGUUUUGUGGGAAUAAAUUCCUACCGCAGAGAAAACUAGCACCGAGGAGGAACACAGAGUCACUCACAGGAGGCGCUCGGCGGGGCGGGAUGGACUACAGUUAUGAUACUGAACUGGAAGAGUUGUGUCCAGUGUGUGGGGAUAAAGUUUCUGGAUAUCAUUAUGGAUUAUUGACCUGCGAGAGUUGCAAGGGUUUCUUCAAGAGGACCGUGCAGAAUAAUAAACGCUACACAUGUGCGGAGAGCCAGGACUGUAAAAUUGACAAAACUCAGAGGAAACGAUGUCCAUUCUGCCGUUUCCAGAAAUGUCUGAACGUCGGGAUGCGACUGGAGGCUGUGCGUGCGGAUCGGAUGCGAGGAGGGCGCAACAAAUUCGGUCCGAUGUACAAACGCGACCGGGCGUUAAAGCAACAGAAGAAAGCGUUUAUUCGUGCAAGUGGUUUAAAGAUGGAGGCCACGCCCCCUUUACUAUCAUCACCCCAAACCGACUACAGCUUCAACACAACACUGCCUGUCCCAACUCCAAAAACCAGCCACCCCAACGCUGGCACCACUCUGGCCCCUGUCGAUUAUGAACACAGUCUAUAUGCAUCAAGCUCGCUUGGUUUAUCUGUCCCUUUCUCUGCCCACACCCCACUCCCAGCACAGUACCCCUACCCACCCCUGCCCGGCCGUGCCAUCAAGUCUGAGUACCCCGACCACUACACAAGUUCAGAGCACUACACGAGCGCCAGCUCCCCAGAAUCUGUGCCGGGUUAUACGUAUGUAGACCAGACGCAAGUGUCGAUCAGCCCCCCGGGGACCACACCGGGCCUGACGGUACCAGCGCUGGUUCUGGAGUUUGUUCGCUGUGAGCAGGAUGAGCUGCAGGUGCAAAACAAGAUAAGCGCCCACCUGGCCCACCUGCAGCAGGAACAGAGCCCUCGGAGCACUGUAGCCAAUCAGGAACAGAAUGCACGCCACGCAGCCAAACCAGAACGGCUCACCACUUUUGGCCUAAUGUGCCACAUGGCCGAUCAGACGCUCUUCUCCAUCGUGGAGUGGGCACGGGGGUGCAUCUUCUUUAAGGAGCUCAAGGUAGGAGAUCAGAUGAAGUUGCUCCAUAACUGUUGGAGCGAACUUCUUGUGCUGGAUUACAUCGCCAGACAGUUGCAUCAUGGGAAAGCAGACAGUGUGCUUCUCAUUACAGGACAAGAGGUCGAGUUCACGACUUUACUGGCCCAGGCAGGGGUCACUCUGAGUGGAAUGAUACAGAGAGGUCAGGAGCUGGUGCAUCGUCUACAAGAACUUCAGCUGGACCGCAGAGAAACCGCCUGUCUGAAAUACCUAAUCCUCUUUAACCCGGAUGUGAAACUGUUGGAGAAUCAGCCUUACGUUGAAAACGUGUACGAACAAGUGAACGCAGCGUUGCUGGAGUACACGCUCUGCGUCUAUCCGCAAUAUCCGGACAGGUUCAGUCAGAUUCUCCUGCGCCUCCCCGAGCUCAGAGCGUUGAGCGCGCAGGCCGAAGAUUACCUGUGUUAUAAACACCUGAGCGGGGAGGUGCCGUGCAACAACCUCCUCAUCGAAAUGCUGCACGCCAAGAGAACCUGCAUCUGAUUCCCGCAUUCGAACACAGACCGGAUUCCUUCUCAGAAGACACUGUUACUGUGGUCUGUCGUCGACUAGGUGUUUCGCAGUGUGCGGGGACGAUAUCACCACGUGCAGAAAACCUCAUCAGCCAUGCCACUGUGUUUCAGAGAGAGAAGGGGAGAGCGUACAGAGGAUGACAGUUUACAAAAAAUAAUUAAAAAUUCCGUCACCUUACUCACCCUCAAGUUGACCAAAGCUGCUUAAAUGUCUUUGUUCUGUUGUCAACAAAAGAACACAAAGGAAGAUAUAUGGAAGAAUGUUAGCAAUUUUCAGUUUUGUGACAUCGUUCACAGCCAUGCUAGAAAAAAAAAAAUGUUUUUUUGUUCUGUUGAACACAAAAUGAGAUGUUUUGAAGAAUUUAGGAAAGCAAACAGUUCUGAGGCACCUUUGACUACCAUUUUAAUUUUUAAUCAAUGGUGGCCAAGAACUGAAAAUUGCUAACAUUCUUCCAAAUGUCUUCCUUUGUGUUUAGCAGAACAAAGGGUUUGGAACAACUUGAGGCUGAGUAAAUGAUGACAUAAUUUUCAUUAAGGGUGAACUGUUCCUUUAAAGGUGAAGCAAAUUCUAAUGUGCCUUCCCACUCGUUUGCACACGCACGCUAAUCCAGCACAUAGGCCCGAACCAUGCUGAUCAUCUCUUAUAUGUUGUUUUCAAAUAAAUGUAAUAGUGAAGAUGUGAUUGGUCUUUCAUAGGCUAUUGUCACCGUGUUUGGUUCUGGCUGAGAAUGCCAUAGCCUAUUUCUAUUGGUCGCUGAAGGCAAAAUCAUAUUCAACAUGACCAAUAAAAAUGCAGAGCAUGUGCGUAAGGAAUUUUAUUCGAAUCUUGACGUAUUUGUUUUCAUUAAUCAUCAGACGGGGCGUAAACAGUUUGCGGGCGGUCCGUGUUAUUUCAGGACAUAGCCUACUUAAGACAAAACUGAGCCUAAAUCAUAUAGUGAAAGCUAAGGGUUUUCUCAAGAGGGGCUCAAUGGCCUGUAAACAAGCUAAAUAUCCCUUCAGUCAGUCAGUAAAGCCCUUUUUGGGAGUAAGAGAAAGACUCACUCCCCCAACACAAAGUAUUUUUACAAGUCAGUGUGUGAAAGAACCAUGUGUGUGCAUAAAAGAGGAGGUAAAUUAUGCGAUUUUGCCUUAACACUGUAGAUCCUGUGAAGCUGAGAAAAUAAAUUGGCAUAAAAAUAUAUUCAGAUGUAUGUUCGUGUCUGUGCGUCACAGCGUGUGUGUGUGAGCAUGUGAAGAAAACUCAUCUCAAUAUUACGCCCCUCUCGAGCUGAUUAUGAUAUGUGAGCAUGUUUCUGAUUGGAUCGUUUUUUGUAAAGUGUGUGUCUGAUUGGUCAAGUUCUCCUUCAUGUAACAUGUUUGUGUUAAUGACAUUUGUUAAUAAUGUGUUUAAAUGUAUUGUU
This is a messenger RNA of Triplophysa rosa, 3063 nucleotides long. It is a transcript of the gene nr5a1b, whose product is annotated as nuclear receptor subfamily 5, group A, member 1b. The transcript has 7 exons. Gene Ontology annotation, molecular function: zinc ion binding; nuclear receptor activity; RNA polymerase II cis-regulatory region sequence-specific DNA binding. Gene Ontology annotation, cellular component: RNA polymerase II transcription regulator complex. The record is from RefSeq and is a predicted model, not a curated record. NCBI's taxonomy places the organism in Eukaryota, Metazoa, Chordata, Actinopteri, Cypriniformes, Nemacheilidae. Gene Ontology annotation, biological process: tissue development; hormone-mediated signaling pathway; regulation of transcription by RNA polymerase II. The coding region runs from base 123 to 1631 and encodes 502 amino acids.